Messenger RNA from Capsaspora owczarzaki ATCC 30864, 1662 nucleotides. RefSeq names its product histidyl-tRNA synthetase. The transcript is spliced from 2 exons. Gene Ontology annotation, cellular component: cytoplasm. The record is from RefSeq and is a predicted model, not a curated record. Bases 1 to 1662 code for a protein of 553 amino acids. NCBI's taxonomy places the organism in Eukaryota, Filasterea, Ministeriida, Capsasporidae. Gene Ontology annotation, biological process: histidyl-tRNA aminoacylation. Gene Ontology annotation, molecular function: histidine-tRNA ligase activity; ATP binding.
AUGCCUGCUGCUGCUACCACCUAUGCGACACGCGGCGAACUGGGAUUGUCGGGCUCCAGCCGGCAAUGGAAAUCGAGUGGCGCGACCCCAGCCAAGACGGCGCGCCCGCAGCUCUCCCAGCUGACGUUCGGGGAGGUCACUGCCAACCUGGGCUUUGGCGAGGUCGAAACGCCGAUCGUCGAGCAAGAGUCGCUCUUCAAGCGGUCGAUCGGUGCCGAUUCGAGUGUUGUCAUGAAGGAAAUGUACGCGUUCGACGACCCCGAUGGCGGCCGGCUGUGCUUGCGCCCGGAAGGCACCGCUGGAGUGAUGCGCGCGGUGCUCCAGCGGCUCGCUGCUGAACCCACCCCGUCCAUCAAUGCCGACGUCCACGCGAGUCUUUGCUACACGGGACCCAUGUUCCGUCGAGAGAAACCUCAAGCGGGCCGGUACCGUCAGUUUCUGCAGUGCGGCGUCGAGUACCUGGGCUCGGCUGGCGUGGAUGCGGAUGGCCUCGUCCUGUACGCUGCCUGGCGUCUCAUCCGUGAGCUCGGGCUUUCAUCUCAAGUAGUGUUGCAGUUGAACACACUUGGGACGUCCGCUGAGCGCUACCGCUACGUCCAAGCGUUGCGGGACUAUCUAGAACCUCGCGCAAAUGAGCUGUCGGGUGAGUCGUUGUCGCGGCUACGUGGUCGCACGCCUGUCGUGGCGACGGGCUCGGAUGAGUUGCGUCAAGAAGCAGCUGGAGCAAGCACCACAAGCGCUGCCGAAGACACGGGCAUUGUCGGUCGUGUGUUGCGUAUUCUGGACUCCAAGCACGCCCAGGACCAUGCCGUGUUGGAAGCUGCUCCUCUUCUCUCGGACUUUCUAGAUCCUUCGACGCACGCGCGGUUUGCAGAGCUGAAGGAGACUCUGGAAGCACUUGCCAUUCCGUUCACCGUCAACCCGCGACUUGUACGCGGCCUCGAUUAUUACUCGCACACUGUUUUUGAAAUUGUUGCAAAUAGCGGGGUGCUCGGCGCCCAGUCCACAGUACUAGCUGGUGGGAGGUACGAUGAGCUGUCGCUUGUGCUCGGUGGCAAGCGCAAGGUGCCGGCUGUCGGAUGGGCUGCCGGUGUCGAGCGGCUUUCACUCGCCAGAGCAUCGACACCCCAAGGACCGUCCUCAAAGACAGGCCAAGCUGAGUGUGGUCUUGCUGCACCUCCAGCAGAACAGCCUCUCGGGCCAUUUGCAGUCCCCAACUCUGUCUUUUUGUCCUCGCGUCCGAACGCCAUUCAAGCGGGGCGGUUGGCGCGCGUUGGAAUUCUGAUCGUCCCUCCCAAGCCCGUGUAUCCUGAUCAGCAACAGAGCGCACCGGCCGCGGUGUCGCCGCAAUUGUCACCUUCCCAGCUCGUGUCGCUUCUCUACCAGACGGUGGAGGAGCUCAAUCAGAAGGGGAUUUGCACCAUUCCCAUUCUUGUUCGUUCGCGCGAAUGCACAGACAAGCCAGCAACCAGCUCGCGCUCCGUUCCCAUGCUUGGCGAUCAAUUACGCGCUGCAGCCCGGCACGGCCUGGAGCACGUCGUCCUGCUAUAUCCUGAUCAAGCUGCCACCGGCACUGCCGUUGUCCGGCAUCUUGCGAGUGCGCAUCAGCAGUCCGUUUCGCUCACGUCGCUUGCAACCCAUGUGCUUCAGCUGUCGUCAUAG